CAUCGUUUGCCCUCCUCCCUUUUGUGCGAUAGAGUUUUCCGAUGCUGAGACGGAAGAAAGUCUUCUUCUUAUCGGCCCUUUCGUGACCAGGGGGGAGAGAGAGAGAGAGAGAGAGAGAGGAGAGAAGAAGAAGAAGAAGAACCGCCAGAGAGACAGAGAAACCGAGAGAAAGCUCCUCCUCCUCCUCCUCCUCCUCUUUGAAGGGCACAGAAGAGCACUUCUUCUCUUUCUCCAUUCAUGGAUUCUCCUCCCUCGGCCCACGAUAGCUUGUCGCCCUCUCAGAAGGACAAGGAUGUGGCAGCUUCUCUGGUGGAUCCCUUCUUGAAGGAGGCUCUUCAGAACCCUCGCCAUCGUCUCACUGUUCUGCGUAUGGAGCUGGAUAUUCAGAAAUUUAUGCAAAAUCCUGACCAAAAGCAAUUUGAGUUUCAACAUUUCCCAACAUCCUACCUCAGGCUUGCAGCUCAUCGUGUUGCUCAACACUAUGGUCUUCAGUCUAUGGUAAUGGAUAAUGUCAGUGAUGGCCUGGGAAUUAGAAUAGUGGUGACGAAAACAUCCGAAAGCAGAUUUCCUGCUGUCUGUCUAUCAGAGAUUACUGCAAAACAGCCAGAAAGUGAUAGACCUGAACAGGUUAAGAUUGCCAUCAGGCCAAGGUCACAUAAAGCUUCAUCAAAUGAUGCAAAUGAUCAGGGAAUUAAACUUACUCUUAGAACUGUGGAAGAGAGGAAGGAGGAGUAUGAUAGAGCACGGGCUCGCAUUUUCAGUAACUCCAGCAGUUCUGACUUAGAAGGUUCUUCAUCUGUAGCAAAUGAUGGAAGAAGCUCAUGUUCAAGCAAAGAUGAGAGUGAAGGUUGCAGGAUAACUGUGGAUGAGCCAGACAAGACUCCUACUAGCACAAGGGAUGGUAGUUCUUCCAGAGUCGCCAUUUUCAAAGACAGGGAGAAAGAUCGUUCUGACCCAGAUUAUGACAGGAGCUAUGAAAGGUAUGUUAGGAACCUUACGCCUAAUCAGAUAUUUGCCUUGGGGCCUUUCAAUAUCCAAAGCUUUCAGCCUUCAUUCAUGCAGUAUGAAUCUGGGUUUCCUCUGAACCAAUUACAGAGUACUCAGACAUCCUUCAGCUACAGGCCUUCAAAUCCAGCCGUGGGCCAAUUUUGUUCUGUGGGAUUAAAUCAGACUUCUAGGGACCCCAUGUAUAUGCACUGGCCUAGUCCUGCAAUGAUGUAUGCUCAGUCAUAUGAGCAACUUAGACAUGCUGUCUUCCAGGCUCCAUUUUAUCAACAACCAUUGAGUUUUGAUUACUCCCAGAACCAUUAGAAAACAGAGGAUAUCUGUAUAUCAUUACUCCUGCAGUUCAUUUCAUUUCCUUUCUGUUAGGUACUACUGAGCGUAGGGACGCAAUUUGUUUAUUUCUGAUGCACUACCCUAUUAGUUGUAUGUUUCUAUUUUCCUUAUUAGCAAGGAGUGAAAGCUAGUAGUAUUAUUCAUAUUAGUCAUAUACUGUUGGUUCAGUGCGUAGAUAUAAUUUUUGUUGGUAAUGGAAUUCUAUUCAUUGAUCUUGUGUGAAACAUGAUUUUUUUGUUUUCUUU
Messenger RNA from Nelumbo nucifera (sacred lotus), 1583 nucleotides. RefSeq names its product Single-stranded nucleic acid binding R3H protein. Gene Ontology annotation, molecular function: nucleic acid binding. The record is from RefSeq and is a predicted model, not a curated record. NCBI's taxonomy places the organism in Eukaryota, Viridiplantae, Streptophyta, Magnoliopsida, Proteales, Nelumbonaceae.